AUGUCCGUUCACUACCAGACCGCCGGCUACUCCAUGCCCAUCAGUGUCCCCGGCAAGGGCAACGCGUACCCUUCCUACAGCCAGUACUCCAUGUCGCCCCCGGAGUGCGACGACGCCGCCUCCUCCGUCUCCGGCGCCCACUCCUACUCCCACGCCGGCCUCUCCAGCGCCAGCGCCAGCAGCGCCGCCGCCAGCUACUACCUCCCCGGCAGCGCCGUCCCCAGCAGCACCGGCGCCGACUUUGACAGCGCCGGCUCCGCCAGCGGCAUCGACUUCCAGGACUACAUGCAGGACCGCCUCUCCCACUCCUUCAACCCCAUCCCCCUCGACCGCAGCACGGCGGUCCAAGCGCAGAGCUCGGGCAAGCUCAAUGCCAAGCAUCGUGAGCUGAUGGACCUGCAGAGGCAGGCCCAGGCUCGUCUCGCCCGCACUCGCGAGCGCUUCCAGGAGGGAAUGCGCGACGCGCGGGAAGUUCGCGGCGAUCUCGAGUGGACGCAAAAGAAAGUCUCCUCCCUCAACGCCAAAGCUUCACGCAUGCAUCCCAAAGAAUACGCCAAGGCUCGCGCCAGGUUUCCAUCUCCGGAAUGCUAG
This is a messenger RNA of Cordyceps fumosorosea ARSEF 2679, 591 nucleotides long. RefSeq names its product putative domain KxDL. Gene Ontology annotation, cellular component: BLOC-1 complex; endosome. Gene Ontology annotation, biological process: regulation of protein localization; endosome organization. Lineage: Eukaryota; Fungi; Ascomycota; Sordariomycetes; Hypocreales; Cordycipitaceae. The record is from RefSeq and is a predicted model, not a curated record. The transcript has 3 exons. Bases 1 to 591 code for a protein of 196 amino acids.